This is a messenger RNA of Linum tenue, 2304 nucleotides long. NCBI's taxonomy places the organism in Eukaryota, Viridiplantae, Streptophyta, Magnoliopsida, Malpighiales, Linaceae. The record is from the annotation of a GenBank genome assembly.
AUGGAAUCCGUCGUCGAGGAAGCUACCAAUCCACAGUUCCAUCUCUCAGAUCCCUCUCCUCCGCCGGGAAACUUGGCUCUGGACACUGCCGAGCCGCCUUCUCCUGAAAAGCCGCCCCAAUCUCGCGACGCGUAUCCCGCUGCCAUUGGCAAUAAUGGUCAGAUCGAGUUCCCAAAGCCUAGGCUCGACUUCACCAAGCCUCUCCUGUCCGAGAAUGGCGUCACCAAAACCAACAGCGGCGAUAAGGACUUCUCCGGCGGUGAAGAGGAGACGACGAGCCGUCGCAAGCGGAGGAGCCGCUGGGACCCGCAGCCGGACGGAAGCGGUGGAAAUCAGGCGGCGGAUGGAGGCGAGAGCACCGGGAGUGGCACUCGGAAGAGGAAGUCGAGGUGGGCGGAUGAUGAGCCCAAGCCUGUGAUUCAGCUCCCUGAUUUUAUGAAGGAUUUUACUGGAGGUAUUGAAUUUGACCCUGAAAUCCAGGCUUUGAAUGCUAGGCUCCUCGAGAUUAGCAGGAUGUUACAGUCUGGUACGUCUCAGUCUGGUUUGCCGUUGGAUGAUAGACCUGAAGGAGCUAGGUCUCCUUCUCCUGAACCAAUUUAUGAUAACAUGGGAAUUAGGAUCAAUACUAGAGAGUAUAGGGCCAGGGAGAGGUUGAACAAAGAGAGGCAGGAGAUUAUUUCACAGAUCAUCAAGAAGAAUCCUGCGUUUAAGCCUCCUGCUGACUACAGGCCCCCGAAGCUUCACAAGAAGCUCUACAUACCGAUGAAGGAGUACCCAGGGUAUAACUUUAUUGGAUUGAUUAUUGGACCUAGAGGCAACACGCAGAAAAGAAUGGAGAGGGAAACCGGUGCUAAGAUUGUAAUUCGAGGGAAAGGGUCGGUGAAGGAGGGCAGGUUGCAGCAGAAGAGGGAUUUAAAGCCGGAUCCGUCUGAGAAUGAAGAUUUGCAUGUUUUGGUCGAGGCAGAUACUCAAGAGGCCUUGGAAGCUGCUGCUGGCAUGGUUGAGAAGCUGUUGCAACCGGUUGACGAGGUUCUGAAUGAGCAUAAGAGGCAGCAGCUUAGGGAACUAGCUGCUUUGAAUGGUACAAUUAGGGAUGAAGAGUAUUGCCGGUUGUGUGGUGAGCCUGGACACAGGCAGUAUGCUUGUUCAUCCCGGACUACAACAUUUAAGAGUGAUGUGCUUUGUAAGAUUUGUGGUGAUGGUGGACAUCCUACUAUUGAUUGUCCUGUUAAGGGAACAACUGGGAAGAAAAUGGACGAUGAAUACCAAAACUUCUUGGCAGAACUGGGUGGGACUAUGCCUGAGUCCUCGAAUAAACAAACUGCUACCUUGGCUUUGAGGUCAAGUGGAUCUGGAAGCAAUCCCCCAUGGGCUAGCAACACUGGGGGUAUUGGCAGUGCGAAUCAAGCUGGACUAGGAGCCACUGAUGGUAAAUCGACAAAGGAAUAUGAUGAUACCAAUCUUUACAUUGGCUACUUACCUCCUACUUUUGAUGAUGAUCGUUUGAUCCAGUUAUUCUCUGCAUAUGGUGAGAUUGUAAUGGCAAAGGUAAUCAAGGAUAGGGUCACUGGGUUGAGUAAAGGGUAUGGUUUUGUCAAGUAUUGUGAUGUUCAAAUGGCUAAUUCGGCAACUACUGGCAUGAAUGGAGCUCGUGUUGAAGGUCGGACCAUUGCUGUGAGGGUUGCGGGUAAGCCUCCUCAACCUAGUGUUCCUCCUGGCCCUCCUGCAUCCAGCAUGCCCACAUGCCCUGUCUCAAGUCAACCAGUUGGUGCCUAUCCAUCCCAGCAGUUCACCCCUUGUGGCUAUGGAGGGCCUCCUGUUCCUUGGGGACCACCUGUUCAGUCUCCCUAUGCUCAUUAUCCUCCACCUCCUCCUAGUUCGAACAUUCCCCCUCCUGGACACCCUAUGGCACCUUAUGGCAUGCAAUAUCCUCCACCAGUGCCUCCGGCUCCGGGUGCUCCUAGUCCAACUGUGACUCCUGAAGCUCAACAAAGUUACCCACCCGGGGUUCCAUCGGAGAACCACACUUCUGCUCCGCCACGUGCAUCAUCUAACUUCUAUGGGAAUGUUCCACCAUUGCAACCAGUUUAUGCAACAGUUUCUCUAGGUUACUCAUCAUACUAUAGUGCAGUUCCUCCCCCUCCGGCUGCGCCUAUGCCAACAACUGAUCACUCCCAGGGGAUGAGCAAUUUACCUUGGGCACCGAAUCCACCACAACCACCACUUCCAGGAGCUUCCGCUGGAGAGAAAACGAACUAUGGAGCUGAUGCUGAGUAUGAAAAGUUAAUGGCAGAGAUGAAAUGA